AUGCUCUUCGAAGAAUGUCUCAAUUAUUCUCCGCCACGCUCUCCAACUACAAGCGACCAAGAGUCUCGUCAGAAGCUUCGCUCCGAGUUCACAAGCUCGAGAUACUACACCAAGAUGAGUUCACGUCUCUCGAGGCCACAAACCAUCAGCGAGACAACAUCCACCGGCAACGACAGCGGCGAUUCUAUCCCAGCAAUAGCACAGACCGACGACGAAGCUCGACUGCUCCACGUACAGCUAUCGACCGUCUCCACAGGAAUGUGCACGCAAGCGUACCAGCAAGCCCUCGCCAACCGCAUCCACCAGCGCCUCAUCACAGACAAAGGGAAAUACAACACCAACGAAUAUCCUCCCGUCAUCGUCCACGACAUCAUGAUGCUGCCGGGCUCUCUCGCAGCUCUCAUCGGCAAGGUAAGGUAUGAAGGAGACGCAUGCACAUGAGAUCCAAACCACAUUUCCUGACCGCCCGCUGUGCGCAGGACUCUCCUAUCCAGCUCAUCCCCAGAAUGACACCAGCUCUCCUCUGCGACAUCAAAGCCCACGUGAUCCCAGACACCCUGCAGCCGUGCCUAUCACGCCGUCCCGCGAGUCAAGGGGCAUAUACCCAUGGCAUGCUCGUCUUCGGCCUCUCCAAGGAAACCCGCAAGCUCAUCCACCAGCACUACCGCCCACAUGCCAAACGGAAAUCCAUCCCUGUCGAGGCUGAAGUGAAAGUGCUCACCCCAGAUGAAGAUGGCCAAACUUCCUGGAAACUCGAGCGCCGAGCGAUGAGAGCUCAUGCUUGGCUCUGCAACAACAACGGCAAGGGGGCUCAUCGAGUCGUCGAGGGAGCUACUUGGACUCUGGAAGAUUACCUGGAAGGCAAGCUGGAGCCAAAACAGACUGUCCUACGGAUCGAACCGAACAUGAGAGGUGAUGAGGAUGACGAUGGGUUCAUAGGGAGGGAAGUGGAAGAAACGAUCCUCAAGCGGGAAGUAAGGGAAGAAGUGCAAAGCGGGCCGGGUGAAAUGGAGGUAUAUACGCGAAUCAAGGGGUGUGGAUUCAGCGGGUGGUGA
This is a messenger RNA of Lecanosticta acicola, 1055 nucleotides long. The record is from the annotation of a GenBank genome assembly. NCBI's taxonomy places the organism in Eukaryota, Fungi, Ascomycota, Dothideomycetes, Mycosphaerellales, Mycosphaerellaceae.